Thlaspi arvense is the source of this 1457-nucleotide messenger RNA. The record is from the annotation of a GenBank genome assembly. NCBI's taxonomy places the organism in Eukaryota, Viridiplantae, Streptophyta, Magnoliopsida, Brassicales, Brassicaceae.
GACACAGAGUAAGACAAUCUCCUCCUGUCCCCUUUCCACCUUCCGUAACUGAGCCGCAGCUAACCAUGGAGCUGAGGUAUGCUUCACUGAUAGCCUUUCUGAUCCUCAGUUCGACUGUCACUGCCGAUUACGUCCGGCCAGAGCCUCGGAAAAACCUACGAUUUCCAUGGAAUCCCAAGCACCCCUCUCGUCCUCAGCAGAAAAGAAGUGCUACGGUGUUGAAAAUUUUGAUUCAAAUGCUAGCUUUGCUCCGCACUCGUGCACAUCUCCUUGGCAGGAAAGGGCAUAUGCGAAUCACAUGGAUAACAGAUAAUAAAUCUUCUCCCUCUAUUGUUGAAUAUGGAACUUCACGAGGGAAAUACAGCGAUAGUGCUCAAGGUGAGAGCACCUCUUAUGGUUAUCUACUGUAUAACUCAGGAAAAAUACACCACACUGUAAUCGGACCUCUGAAGCAUGAUACCAUUUACUACUACCGUUGUGGAGGACAAGGGCCAGAAUUCAGCCUCAAGACUCCCCCAUCUCAAUUUCCAGUUACUUUUGCUGUGGCUGGUGAUUUGGGUCAGACUGGCUGGACUAAGUCAACCCUUGACCACAUAGACCUAUGCCGUUAUGAUGUAUAUCUGCUCCCUGGAGAUCUUUCAUACGCUGAUCGCAUCCAAUCGCGAUGGGACACAUUUGCCACUUGCAAGUGCAAGCCCUGGAUGGUAACUCAAGGAAACCAUGAAAAGGAGGGUAUAAUGCUAUUUGAGGACAGCUUCGUUUCAUACAAUGCUAGAUGGAAGAUGCCAUUUAAAGAGAGUGGAUCAACUUCAAAUCUUUAUUAUUCUUUUGAUGUUUCGGGGUGCAUCUUAUCAUGCUUGGCUGAUCUUUUGAAAGUUGACCGGAGGAGGACCCCUUGGGUUGUUGUUUCAUUCCAUGUUCCAUGGUAUAACAGUAAUAAGGCUCAUCGAGGUGAAGGGAAUAGCAUGAUGACAGCUAUGGAACCAUUGCUAUAUGCUGCUGGUGUGGAUGUUGUGAUCGCUGGCCAUGUACAUGCUUAUGAACGCACGAAGCGUGUCUAUGGAGGUAGAUCAGAUCCCUGUGGCGCUGUCCACAUAACAAUUGGUGAUGGAGGAAACAGAGAAGGUCUAGCACACAGAUAUUUACAUCCCCAACCGGAGUGGUCCAUUUUCCGGGAAGCCAGCUUUGGUCACGGAGAGCUCAAGAUAGUGAAUUCAACUCAUGCUUUCUGGAGUUGGCAUCGGAAUGAUGAUGAUGAAUCGGUGAGAUCUGAUCAAGUCUGGAUAACCUCUUUGGUCAAUUCAGGAUGCCUUGCUGAUAAGGGCCUGGAACUAAGCAAAAUGGGGAAGGCUGACAUUGUUAUGUUUAAAUGUCUACAAGUUGCAAGAGAUAAGAGCCACUCCGUUGAAUCCUCCAGACUUAACGUGCCUGACACUCUUAGCACUUAUAGUACUCCA